AUGUUUUCAUCGCCGUCUUCUAUAUCCUUUCAUCGUCGUCAUCUAUAUCCUUUCGUCGUCUUCUUCUAUAUCCUUCGUCGUCUUCUAUAUGCUUUCAUCAUCAUUCUUCUAUGUCCUUUUUUCAUCGUCUUCUAUAUCCUUUCAUGGUCAUCUUCAAUAUCCUUUCAUCGUCGUCGUCGUCUUCUAUAUCCUUUCAUCACCGUCGUCGUGUUCUAUAUCAUUUCAUCAUCGUCUUGUACAUCCUUUCAUCGUCAUCUUGUAUAUCCUUUGAUCAUCGUCUUCUAUAUCCUUUCAUCGUCGACGUCGUCGUGUUCUAUAUGCUUUCAUCAUCGUCUUCUAUAUCCUUUCAUCGUCGUCGUCGUCGUGUUCUAUAUGCUUUCAUCAUCGUCUUCUAUAUCCUUUCAUCGUCGUCGUCUUCUAUAUCCUUUCAUCUUCGUCGUCGUCGUGUUCUAUAUGCUUUCAUCAUCGUCUUCUACAUCCUUUCGUCGUCGUCUUCUAUAUCCUAUCGUCGUCGUCGUCUUCUUCUCUAUCCUUUCGUCGUCGUCGUCGUCGUCGUCUUCUAUAUCCUUUCAUCGCUGUUUUCUAUAUUCUUUCGUCGUCUUCUUCUAUAUCCUUUCAUCGUCGUCGUCGUCUUCUAUAUCCUUUCAUUAUCGUCUUCUAUAUGCUUUCACCGGCGUCGUCGUCGUUUUCUAUAUCCUUUCAUCGUCAUUUUCUAUAUCCUUUCAUCGUCAUUUUCUAUAUCCUUUCAUCGUCGUCGUCUUCUAUAUCCUUUCUUCUAUAUCCUUUCUGAUUCGUUCAUCAUUCUUCAUCACAUUCUUCGUUUGCCAUCUAUCUACGUCUUCUUCUGUCAUUUUGCCUUCCACCCCUUUUCCUCUUCUUUGUUUCUUCCUGGCUGUCUUCUUCUGCUGUCGCUUAUCUUCUUAUUGUCUUCUGUCAUCAUCCUUCUUCUUUUGGUAUAACUCUUCACUUAACUUUCCUCAUCUUCACUUGUCAACUUCUUGUUCACCUCCUCUUUCUUGGUGGUGUUCAUCUUUCACCAUUCCUCUCCCAGUUUUAUCAUUGUUAUUCUUUUUUUUCUAUCAUCUUUCUCUUCUUUUUUGUUAUCUUUCUUUUAUCACUUUUCUUUUCUCUUUUGUCACCUUUAUUCUUUCAUCAAUUUUCUUUGUCUUUAUUUUUUUGUCAUCUUUAUUUUUUGACAUUUUCUUUCUCUUCAUUUUUACUUUCUUCGUGGUCGUCGUGUUCUAUAUGCUUUCAUCAUCGUCUUCUAUAUCCUUUCAUCGUCGUCGUCGUGUUCUUUAUGCUUUCAUCAUCGUCUUCUACAUCCUUUCAUCGUCGUCUUCUAUGUCCUUUCAUCGUCGUCUUCUAUGUCCUUUCAUCGUCGUAUCAUUAUUUUUUUUUUUACUUUUCCUCUUCAUUUCUCAUUUUCUUUCUCCCCCUCCUUUUCUUUUUGUUCUAUUUCCGCCGUUCCCCUUCUUCUUUUUUCAUGUUUCCUUUUCUUCUUGA
Molecule: messenger RNA, 1503 nt
Organism: Acanthosepion pharaonis
Lineage: Eukaryota; Metazoa; Mollusca; Cephalopoda; Sepiida; Sepiidae
Source: the annotation of a GenBank genome assembly